Molecule: messenger RNA, 2315 nt
Organism: Ceraceosorus guamensis
Lineage: Eukaryota; Fungi; Basidiomycota; Exobasidiomycetes; Ceraceosorales; Ceraceosoraceae
Product: putative U5 snRNP 100 kd protein
Exons: 5
Coding region: 126-2273 (715 amino acids)
Biological process (GO): mRNA splicing, via spliceosome
Cellular component (GO): catalytic step 2 spliceosome
Molecular function (GO): RNA helicase activity; RNA binding; ATP binding
Source: RefSeq, a predicted model, not a curated record
UCUCAUCCAAGAUUGUACACCUUGACUGCCACUACCGCUCCUGCGUCGUCCUGUCUACUGACUUGCUGCAUCACCUCCUUGCCCUGACUUUUGCUCUUCCGGGAAGAAGACACCUCCCGCUCACGAUGUCUCGACCUGUCGGUGAGAAGAAGGAACCUUUGUCGGUCGAGAAGCUGCUCGAAAGGCAGAAGGAAGCGCAGGGUGUCAGACCGCGCUUCUUGAGCAAGGCGGAGAGGCAAGCUCAAGCGGCUCAAAAGGCGGCUCAGGAAGAAGCAGAUAGGGCUUCGAAGGUUGCUCGAGACAAGAAAGAGAGGCAAGAGCUCGAAAGAUCUGCCAGGAUAGAAGGAGGAGGUGGCAGGGAGAGAGAUGGUCGUGCAGAUGUCCGCGAUUACAGAGAUUCGCGGGAGCAGCGGGCCUAUGAGAGACCAGCAUAUGAUCAUGUGCCCACUGGACCCCGAGGUGGCGCACCACCGCCUGGACUCUCGGGCGCUCGAUAUCCGCCAGAGGCGAGACGAGAGGCCCUGCACUCCCAUUCGGCAGGACCCUCUGCUGGAAAUGGUACAAAUCACCUUUCAAGCCCGUCGGACGCCAAUGGUCACGCCAUAGCUUCAACGUCCGAAUCCAUCAAGGAUCGGUACCUGGGCAUCAAGCACGUGGUCCCCAAGAAGACGAGGAGGCAACUGAAUGACAAAAAGUUCAUGUUCGACCACGAUCUCAACGAGGACACGAGCGUAGCCAACGGGCUGGAUGCCGAUGGCACCAGUGUUGAUGCCCAGGCUGUCGUGAGGGGCAGAGCGGCUGGAAUGGAUCUGGCUGAGCGAAGGGCCAAGGAUGGGCUGGACCCAUUUAAGCGAGGCGUCGGAAAGUCUGCCUUCGCAGAAAAGCACUGGAAGGAGAAGACGCUGGAGGAGAUGAAGGAGAGGGACUGGCGUAUCUUUAGGGAGGAUUUCAGCAUCGCUGCCAGGGGCGGCCAUAUACCCAAGCCUUUGCGCAAAUGGGAGGAGUCGAGCAUACCUGGCCCCAUCCUGCGCGCCGUCGCCGAAAUCGGUUAUGCGGAACCCUCGCCGAUUCAGCGGCAGGCUAUUCCUAUUGGACUUCAAAAUCGAGACCUCAUCGGCAUUGCCGAGACGGGUUCCGGAAAGACUGCGUCUUUUGUGAUCCCCAUGCUCAGCUACAUCUCCAAGCUCCCUCGCUUGUCCGAGGCCAAUCGACAUCUCGGCCCUUAUGCUCUGGUCAUCGCGCCGACUCGAGAAUUGGCGCAACAAAUCGAAGUAGAAACGAAGAAGUUUACUGACUCUUUGGGCUACAAGGUCGUCUCCAUCGUUGGAGGACGAGACAUGAACGAGCAGUCUUACAACCUUCGUGAUGGUGCCGAAAUCAUCGUUGCUACGCCAGGUCGGUUGAAGGACUGCAUAGAGAGACACGUGCUUGUGCUCAGCCAAUGUCUGUACCUGGUCAUUGACGAAGCGGACAAGUGCAUCGGUUUAGGACUUCAAGCCGAGCUUGACUUUAUCCUCGACAGCAUGCCUGCGUCCAACCUCAAACCUGAUACUGAAGACGCAGAGAAUCCUGCUGCUGCCUUGGGUGAUUCGAAUGGGGACUUGGCCGGCAAGUACAGAGUCACGAUGCUCUACUCGGCCACCAUGCCAGCUUCUGUCGAGAGGCUGGCACGCAACUAUCUACGAAGACCAGCAACCAUCACCAUCGGUGAUGCGAAUCAAGCAGUCGGUACCGUCGAGCAAAGAGUCGAGUUCAUUGCAGGCGAAGACAAGAAGAAAGCACGUCUCAUGCAGAUCCUCCAAAGUGGAUUCGAGCCGCCAAUCAUCAUCUUCUCGACUACAAAGCAGUCCGUAGAUUCGCUAUCUCGCGACUUGCAAAGGAGCGGUUUCAACCCAGCCGUGCUGCAUUCGGGCAAAACCCAAACGCAAAGAGAAGAAGCUCUAGCUUCGCUGAGAAAUGGAGAGUGUCCGGUGCUGGUCGCUACGGACUUGGCUGGAAGAGGUAUCGAUGUGCCCGAUGUGACGCUGGUCAUCAACUUCAGCUUCCCUACCAUGUUCGAAGCGUACAUUCACAGAAUCGGCAGGACUGGCAGAGCUGGAAAGAGGGGUUUGGCCAUCACAUUCUUGGAGAUGCACGACGAAGAAUUCUUCUACGAUUUGCGCAACGAGCUUGCCAGAAGUCCCAUCUCCACAGUUCCGCGGGAUCUGGACAGACAUCCUUCGGCUCAAAAACGAGUGACGAGGGAGAUGAAGCGCAAGAGAGACGAGGAGUAGAUGAUGUCGUCUGUCGUAUGACAGAAGCAAUCCGAUGUCUUG